GAAAGCAGAUAAACCAGCUCUAUCUCUUAACUAAAAAACACUGUACUAAAAGCACUGUAGUUGGCACUGGAAGCUGAAGUCACUGUAUAUUAACUCUUCUCUUUUUCUCUCUUUAUCUUUCUCGUUUCAAACCCUAAAUAUUAUUAGAAAUUUUAAUUAUUUCUGAAAAAUAAAAUAUUAUAUUUGUAUUUAUCUCUCUCUCUCUCACUCUAGAGUUCUUGGUCAUAAUUUUUUUUGUUCAUUUUGUUUUGUGAGUUUUUCUUUGGUUUGUGCGACUGUAAAUGGGUGAAGACCCAGUUGAGGAUUCUGAGUAAUGGAAGCUGACCCAGUUCACGCCAUAACCUACAUUGGUCCCUAAAUGGGGAAAGCUGAAGAGGAACAGAAUCCGGUGUCGAAUACGGGCGCCCAAGCUGACGGUAAUCCCAAUUCUCAGACCCGAUUUGGGUGUCGGUGCGCUCGGAUUCGGAGGCUCAUUGGCUUGAAAUGCAUCUUCAUUCUCUUGCUCUCCAUUGCUGUUUUUCUCUCCGCCAUUUUCUGGCUGCCUCCCUUUCUUCAGUUCGCGGAUCAGGCCGAUCUGGAUCUCGAUUCUAAGUUUAAAGAUCACGGGAUAGUAGCAACUUUCAACCUUUUAAAGCCAGUUUCUUUGCUUGAAGAUAACAUCUUGCAGCUUGAGGACGAUGUUUUUGAUGAAUUAGGCAGUGUUGCCUCAACCAAGGUGGUUGUCUUGUCUCUAGAACCCUUCAAAGGAUCAAAUGAAACAACAGUUAUAUUCGCUGUCGACCCUGAAGCAAAAUAUUCAAAAUUGUCUGAAGCUGCUGAAAGUUUGAUCAGGGGGUCUUUUGAGAUUUUUUUUACACGCCUGCCAUUAUUCCACCUAACCCCUUCUCUGUUUGGGGAACCCAAGUCUUUCGACGUCCUAAAAUUUCCAGGUGGAAUUACAAUUAUUCCCCAACAGAAUGCUUUUCUUCUGCAGAAAGUGCAAUUCUAUUUUAAUUUUACUUUAAACUUCUCUAUCCAUCAAAUACAAGCAAAUUUUAAGGAUUUGACAAGCCAACUGAAGUUGGGGCUACAUCUUGCACCUUAUGAGAACUUGUAUGUUAACUUAUCAAACUCAAAAGGUUCAACCAUAUCUGCACCUACUGUUGUCCAGUCGUCUGUUUUACUGACUGUUGGCAAUACAAAUCAGAGGAUGAAGCAACUGGCUCAAACCAUCACAGGUUCUCACUCAAAAAACCUUGGUCUAAACAAUACUGUAUUUGGAAAGGUCAAGCAAGUUCGUCUUUCUUCUAUCAUGCAACAAUAUCUUCAUGGUGGUGAUAGCAGUGCCUCUGCUUCUUCACCGUCUCCCGCUCCUUUUUCUCAUGCCCACCACCACCACCACCACCGCCACCACCACCAUCAUCAUCACCAUCACAGUGCACAUCUUGCUCCUGCUAUUUCACCUGUACCUGCCAGCCAGAAAGGUUCACCUGCAACCCAGAAAGGUGUGCCUGCACCUGAAGAUGGUGCACCUACCCCGGCAGAAAGUUCUCAUGAGAAAAACUAUGAAGCAAAGCCACCUGGUUGCAGAUUUAGAUACAGAUCUAAAGGGGAAGAGAGAAAGCGCCUUCACUUGGCUCCUGCAGUUGCACCGGCAAAACCAAAUGUAUCUCUACAUCAUCCAUCGGCCUCACCACAUAAGCAAGUAGCCCCUCCAAAACACACACCCAAUUCCGUACCUGUUUCCAGUCCUUUGCCAAGUGUAGUUUUUGCUCAUACUCAGCCUCCAUCAAAGAGCAAACCAGAUAAUGAGCAUUUUGACUCAAGGCCGGUGAUUGCACCAAUUCCUCCUACAUCUGAUGCAGGUUCAGGCUCUCCUCCCACUGUUCAGUUGGUAUUGUCCCUGUUACUUACUCUUGUAUUACAUCUAUAACAAAAAAAGGAUUAAAAACAUCAAGAAAGAAAAAAUAGAGAGAAAAAUGAAUGCUAAGUUUUCUAGAUAAACUCACUAGUCCGGUUUCCAGGAAGACUCAACUAUACCAUUCCGAUCGGAACUAGGGAAAGUUUCUGUAAUUGUGAGCUACUCAAAAGGGCUAGCGUCACAUCUGAGUGGAUAUAUGCUGUUCCUAUGCGUGUAAAUAUUGAUUAAAAUCCCAGCCAGCAAAUGUAUAUUCUGGUCAAAGUCACAGAGGUGGCAGGCCACUAGUUAAAAUGCAUUGUUGCUGAUUUGUGUAUUCUCUACUGCAGAAAAUGUAAGGGGAAGAGAAAGAGAAAGACAAACAAAAACAAAGUUUAUCUUUCAUUACCAUUUUGUUAAGUCCCAGUCAAUUCCAUUUAGUGAUAUGCAUCAUUAAAAUGUC
Molecule: messenger RNA, 2339 nt
Organism: Cannabis sativa
Lineage: Eukaryota; Viridiplantae; Streptophyta; Magnoliopsida; Rosales; Cannabaceae
Exons: 5
Coding region: 359-1912 (517 amino acids)
Source: RefSeq, a predicted model, not a curated record